Patella vulgata (common limpet) is the source of this 5843-nucleotide messenger RNA. RefSeq lists its product as uncharacterized. The record is from RefSeq and is a predicted model, not a curated record. Gene Ontology annotation, molecular function: protein binding. Lineage: Eukaryota; Metazoa; Mollusca; Gastropoda; Patellidae. The transcript is spliced from 10 exons. Gene Ontology annotation, cellular component: Golgi apparatus. Bases 244 to 2187 code for a protein of 647 amino acids.
CUGAGUUAACAGGUAUACUGAGUUAACAUUCACUUAAUUGUAUACCUAGCUAGAUGUUGUCUAUUUAAUAGUUGCAGGCUAUUUCAAUGUAUAUGGGGUGAUAUUGUGAAAUGGAUUUAAGAUGUUUGAUGUCGACAUGUAAUGGGUAAGGCUAUGUGUAUCAUACAUGUAUGGAUGUCAACAUCAUUUACACCUGUCACAUAACAAGAAACUAUGACCUGUUAUAGAUUUUAAAAUGACAAAAUGAGAUUAACAAAUGGAGAAGUGGACACAACUCUUUCUUGCUUUUGGAAAAGAGUAGGAUCUUCAUCCAAUCAAAGUCCAAGAUCUAGAUUUAAACAUUCAAGUUGUGUGCAUGGUAACUAUGUAUAUAUUUAUGGUGGCAAGGAUGGAACACAACCGCUCAAAGAUCUCUGGAGAUUUGAUACAUCUACUGAGGAAUGGGAUGAACUUGAUACUCAUGGCUCAGAAUUAGGCCAUCUUCAAGGUCACACAUUAGUAUCUUAUAAGCGUUUGAUAUUAAUAUUUGGUGGAGAGUUUACCAAUACUGUUAAUACAGCACCACUAUGGAUAUAUAAUCCAGACUUAAACCAUAUAAGGAAAUGUUGGUGUGAUCAGACGGCAAGUCAACCAUGUGGUAGACGAGAACAUACAGCUGUAAUAUAUAAUAAUAAUAUGUAUAUCUAUGGUGGUUUUAUAGAUAUAAAAGGGUCGACAUCCGAACUCUGGCAAUAUAGCAUAGAUGAAGAAGAAUGGUGUUUAUUGCCGUCGCCAAGAGGAGAUUCACCAGGUAAUCGUCAUGGUCACAGUGCUGUAGUUAGAGCUAAUAGUAUGUGGAUAUAUGGGGGUAUGAAAGACCUUACCGUUAAAACUGAUCUAUGGCGCUAUAAUUUUAUUUCUGGGAAAUGGUUCUUGAUGAAAAGUGUAAAUGGUGGACCACCUCCUUUAACUGGACAUACAGUAGUUAUGGUCAGUGAUAAUAUGUUGAUAUUUGGUGGUGAAAAUCAAGGAAAACUCUCUAAUGACAUCUGGUCUUAUCAUUUUGAAUCAAGUACAUGGACAAAGUUAGAACAUGACAACAGAGCUGCUUUACCUUCUAUAACCCAACAUUCUACUGUUGUUAUACAGAAUUAUGCAUCACACAAGACAGAAGGUGGUGCCAGAACUUCAUCUGUUCCUCAUUUACAAAGAAAGAAAAUACGAUCCAGCCAAUAUUCACUUCCUGAUCGACCACAGUCGACGCCUCCAAGUGGCCCAGCAAAUGCAUCUUCAGUUAAUUUUCAUAAUAAAAUAUUUCCAGCCACAAGUGAUGAUCAUGAAAGAUUAUCAGAUUUUUGUUUGCAAUCAUUGACAACAGUGACAGGUGACGUUGGAUUAAAACGGAAGACAGAUAAACAACCCUUGCUAGACGAUAGCUCAGGAAAUCUUAGUUUAGGUUACGAUAAUUGUGUAAAAGAUAUUUUAUCCGAUGAAACGGACGGUGUACAGUCAGAUAUAUGUGAAAUACUCUCUGACAAGGAUUCACAUUUGUAUAAAAAAGCAAGUAGCAGACCUUCAGAUUUGUGUUCAAAAUGUCUUGUCAAGCACAAAGCUACAAAACCAAAGAUAGAAUAUACCUCACAAAGAUCUAGAAUUUGUAGAAUAUGUUCAGAACCGUUAAGACGAUCGCGGCAUGAGAGUGAUAUUUUUAUAGAAGAUUUAGAACAAGUUGACGAUGAGAAUCAAAAUGAAACCGAGCCAUUGCCAAACUCUUUUUAUGUCAUGCAUCAUGACUGUAGUAAUAAUCAAAAUGGCCGUGAAAUAAUAGAACUUGACAUUGUUAAACCAAAUUCAGGGAAAGAUAAUUGUGAUAUAGUUUCUUGUUGCUCCAAAUGCAAUUUCAAGCAUAUAUGCAAUGGAGACAAUUGUAGUUCAGUUUCCUUAUUUUUACCUUCGCCAUCUAAAGAGUUUACUUCAAUAGCAACACAAACUGAUGAUGUCAUUCACGAUGUGAGAAGACCUGUCACUGAAAGUAGUAGACAACAAGUUUAUGAAGUGAUGGAGGAUUCCAGAUCAGAUAUUGCAGAUAAGAACAUCACUGCAGACGGUAAUAAUAUACAAGUGAUUAUAUUUGGAGGUAAAACCAGUACAACAAAGACUACGGAAAGAUGUGCUAUUAGUAUAUGGAAGUUGAGCAUACUGUUAUAGUCUGUGAUAUUAUUAUACUAUUUUAUAUAUUAGGUCAUUCUCGGGAACCCAAUGAGGAGUGCUCAAUAACCAUUACUACUAUGAUAAAUGUGGUGUUAGUUGUUAUUAGUUAUCUUUCCCAUCUUUCUCUAGGAACUGGGCCUAGAACCCUGGCAUAUAUUGUUACAUCUUCAUACAGAUUUUAACUUGCAAUCACCCUGUUUUAAAUAUCGAGACAAAGGACAUCAAUAAUUUUGAUUAGUCUGCAAACUUAGUAAAACCAUUGGUUCAGAAAAAGCAUUUAAUUUAUCUGCAAGUAUUAUUAAAAUGACUUUUGAUAUUAUGGCCUACAUGCAUGACAGAAUAAUCCCUAUAGUGUCACAUAUUGUUGACAUAAUAAUCCCUAUAAUGACACAUGUUGUUGACAUAAUAAUCCCUUUAAUGACACAUUUUGUUAGAAAAUAUAUUUUUAAGUGAUAAUAAUAAUGAUAUCCAUAAAGCACCAAAUCAUGGCACCGGUAUAUAUAAAAGUUUACUAGCUCUAGUCUUAAGUUUUUUGUAACUUUUUGUAAUGAAUUUUGAAAAGAAGAGUUUUUAAGAUAGAUUUGACGAUUACAAACAAAGAAGUCACAAAACGAAGUUUAGCUUCGAGUAAAUUAACUCUGGUAUCAAUACCUGAUUGAGAUUGAUUGAAUGCUAACUUAAUAAAACUGCUGCUUUGGUAUCAUUAUCUAAUUGAUAUUGUUUGAAUGCAAAUUUAAUAAAACUUUUGUUUUGGCAUAUGAUUGGUUAAUAUUAACCAAUACUAAUAAUCAUAUACAAUGCUGGACGACUAUACAUUGAUCAUAUUAUUAUGAUUAGUUAAUGGGCUUUUUAGUGUUCAAUAAAAUAGCUCACAGCAAAUUUAAUCAGGAUUAAUUGUUCAUCAUAAUGUUAACUGAUUCUUUAGUAUUCAGUGCAAAUUAACUAGAGCUUAAAGUAUGAUUACAUUAAAUCAUAUUGAUCUGAAGUAUUUCACUGGGUGCCAAAUUCUAUAGUAAUCAAACCAUACUGCAGUGAGGUAGCAGUACAUUGUACAUAUAGGUCACACAAAAAUAUUAACGAUUUGUUCCAUUAAGCCAAAACCUACAAGAUAUUUUUCAUGUGUAAAUAUAUUUCUAAUAAUGAUAUUAAAUAAAUAAACUAACCACAAAUCAAGUUAUUCAAUAUUUGAAUGACAUCUUACCCUGCAUAAAGACUUAAAAAAUCACAGUCUGUAAAUAAGCAUGCUGCAUAAAGACUUAAAAAACCACAGUCUGUAAAUAAGCAUGCAGCAUUGAGACAUAUAAAACCACAGUCUGUAAUAAACCUGCUGCAUUAAGACUUAUAAAACCAAAGUCUGUUAUGAACAUGGUACACUUCACAAAGACUUAUAAAACCACGGUCUGUAAUAAAGUGCUGCAUGAAGACUUAUUGAACCACAGUCUGUAAUUAACAUUUUGCAUAAAGACUUACAAAACCACAAUCUGUAAAAAAGGAAAUAUGUUGCAUAAAGACAUACAAACCAGUCUGUAAAAAAAAUAACCUGCUGCAUGAAGACUUAUAAACUGCAAUCUGUAAAAGCAUGCUGCAUGAUGAAUAUUUAUAAACCACAAUUUGUAAAAUGUGUUGGGAACUGUCCUUUUAUCAAAUUGUGCAUAAUUUCCCAAAGACAAGAAUUUAAUGUUUCAUGAUAUAUAUGCAAAUAAUCUGAAUGAUUAUUAACUGCUUUAUGUCAGCUUUUUGGCUGAUAAUGUUUAAUGCAUAUUGGUGGAUUAGUAUUAAUUCUAACUGUGAUAAAUAUAAAAGAUAUAAAACCUAUCUAUGACUGUUGUUGUUGACUAAGCAUAGAUUUAAUCUGGGAGUAUAUUGUAAAUAGAUAUUAUUAAAGUACUUGAUUAUUAAUUAAAUGUCCAAAAUUAUUUGCCUUAGAAGUCCUUUCCAUCAUUCUUUUUCCGUCACCAAAUGGUAUAUGAAUAAAGACGAUAUCUCUUAUCGCAACUAGACAUACUUUGCAUGAUACACAAUCUGAUUAAAACACAGAUCCUGUUUCAAUUCAUUUUUUAUACGCCCAAAUUGAAAUGUGGUUGUAUAUUGUCGUCGCCCCCGUCCGUCCGGCGUCCACAAUUGCUUGUGGACGCUCUACAUGUAGAGGCCAAAGUUAAUAUCUGAUUGACUUUAAAUUUAUACACAGUAUUUAAGGUCUUGAGACGAAGAAACCUAUUGAUUUUCAGCGAUUUUCGAUAAUUAUUUCCAGAGUUAUGGCCCUUGAUCACUUCAAAAAAUCUUGUCGACGCUCUAAAGGCCAAAGUUAAUAUCCGAUUGACUUUAAAUUUAUACACAGUGUUUAAGGUCAUGAGACAAAGAAUCCUAUUGAUUUUCAAUGAUUUCCGAAAAUUACUGCCAAAGUUAUGACCCUUGAUCACUUUGUGACGCUCUAAAGGCUAAAGUUAUCAUCCGAUUGACUUCAGAUUGAUACACAGAGUUUAAGAUCUUGAGACGAACAAGUAUAUUGAUUUUCAAUGAAUUUUUAUGUCUUGAACAGCUAAAUCCAUGAUUUUAAAAGUUUUGUAUACAAAACGUUAGCAUGGGGCAGAACUUUAUAAAAACAAACAAAUUCUAAUGGUUUUCUGAUAAUUACUUCAUAAGUUGUUGCUCUUAAUCAGAUUUUAGUGUAAUAUAAAUGUUUCAUUACCGAAAAAAGUAAAAAUAUGCAACAACUUUUGUUGACUGCCCGGAUGAUUUAGCUGUUGUGGGUGUAUGUUUCGUUGCCUGGCAACCUAUCUUAUAGUUCAAAUUUCGUUUUAAUUGUUUUUACGACACUAGGAUCUGGAAGAUUUGUUAUUAUUGACAUGUUUUGAAUAGUGUGAGGUAUUAGCCAAUGAAACGGUCUGUUACGGCGAGCUUUAGGCGUGUUUUUCACGGAACUGUGGGUAAUCCACUAGUAACACUAAUGCUGAUUGGUUAAUCAAAUGUCUGACGUCAUAGACUCACUUGCCGCACGUAUGACCUCUGAUGUGACCUAUCGCAACAACUGGUCAGAUCUUCAUGAAGUGUAGGCCAUCGAAAGUAUAAAAACACGAAAUGAAAUAUAGAUCUAUAUUUUAAUCAGAUUGCAUGAUACAAAUCGUUUGUGUAAAUAUUUGAUGUCCAGGGUUUGCUUUUUUUGUGGCAUUUGAACACAAAUUGCUACAUUGAAGAUUUGAGGUAAUCAAUUAAUAUUUAUAUAAUGCUAUUAUCUAAAUUUUGUUGUUAUGCUGAAAAUACCAAUAAUGUCAUUUUAUGAUAAAAACAUUUUUCUUGAAGUGAUUUACUGUAAAGAUAUCCCAUUUGAAGAAACCCAAAAAGCAGACAAAAUGGUCUUCACAGGAUAAGUUGAAGGAUCAUGAAGGAGCUUCUUCUCCCUUCAUUUCACCUCCCGUUGUUAACUGUGUGUUAUAGAAUAAAGUAUAAAUAUAGAUUUUUGCAUCUAUAAUUCAUCUGCAUGAAAACCAAUAAAAUAUGUAUAUAAUGUUAUGAGUAGUUGCAACAAAGUAUGAUCAAAUGGCAGCCAAAUGGUACUCCAUAAUGUAUUUGUCAGUCUGGCUGUUUGACAUUGGAAAGAACAAAAAAAAAAAAUCAAAGACAAAAAAAAUUCUGAAAAACAAUUUGUGUUAAAU